GAGACAGGAAAUACUGAAAAUUUAUCACAAUCAGGAUGGCCACCUGCUCUCAAUAAUAAUAAAAAAGAUAAACUUAGUUUAAACUAUAAUUUAGUAACUGCUAAACAGACACUUUGUGAUACUGGAAUUCACUUCCGUGUUGCUGAAAAAAGCCUUUUAUGUCAGAAAAGCAUGCAUAAUUGGUGCAAAAAACAUAAAAAUAAAACAGCUCACAAUUGGAUGCAAGUUAUUUUCUCAGAUAAAUAA
Messenger RNA from Diversispora eburnea, 246 nucleotides. NCBI's taxonomy places the organism in Eukaryota, Fungi, Glomeromycota, Glomeromycetes, Diversisporales, Diversisporaceae. The record is from the annotation of a GenBank genome assembly.